Molecule: messenger RNA, 1142 nt
Organism: Mercenaria mercenaria
Lineage: Eukaryota; Metazoa; Mollusca; Bivalvia; Venerida; Veneridae
Exons: 3
Coding region: 97-453 (118 amino acids)
Source: RefSeq, a predicted model, not a curated record
GACACGUAUAUAAAAUCUGUCAUUCUUCAUACGCCCAAACGCAGUGUUACGAAUCAGCUUGGUUAAGCAGGACUUAAAAAUCAACUGGCAGAUAAAAUGAAGUUGUUACUGUUGCUGUCGCUCUUCAUUGCGCAUAAAGCUUCAGCGCAAACACCAUCACCGACAACAGAAACUGUAACAUCACCUGUCGCGUCUACAACAAUAACACCAGCAGAUACUUCAAGUCCAGUCCCAACACAAUCACCAACAGUUCCACCUGCAACAAUUCCCACUGUAGCAGCGACAACAGGAGAUACUUCAGAUGCAUCAGCAUCAACAACUGACUCUUCUGUCACCCCAAAUUCUCCUGAUAACACGACUCCAAACGGAUCUGUGACUGUGAGAUGCGGAGUGGCGUCAGUUGCAAUUGUUCUUCUGACAAUAAUUCUUCAAUUAAACAAGCUGAUACUAUAAAGCAGAUAAAACCAGAUUGUCACUAGGAUGAAGCAUUUUAGAAAGCUGAAAAACAGUGACUAUGGCAACGAAGUUUGCACAUGUUAUGUUAAAUUUCAUUAAUAAGAAGCGGCAAUGGCAUCAAGGCCGAUAUAGACUUUUUAUAAUUAUUUUUAUAAUGAUGUUCCUUAAAUGCAUAGAUUGCCAGCAUUACCUAGUUGACUAAUUGAAAGUCUAAUCAUUUUGCAGACCGCUCAACCAUUAAACAAAAUGUUCUCUUAUGACAGUGAGAUAUGUAAAUACAAAUUUGUUAUAAAGGCCGCAUUGUCGCUUGGAUGAAGCAUUUGUGAAUGCUGAAAAACAGUGACUACGGCAACAAAGGUAGAACAUAUUAAGUUUUAUUUACAAAAAAAAAAAAAACGGUCAUGACAAAACGAUCGAUACAGCCAUUGAAUAAUACACCUUAUCUCCAUAAAUUAACAGCAUUUCCUUGUUGGCUCAUAGACAGUCUCUUGUGGGUAUUUUGGCUCAACCAUUAAACUGAAUACUCUUUUAUAAUAGUGUGAUACUGAUAUAGAAAAUCCGUAACCUUUGCUGACCUAAGAAGAAUGAAGCAUUUCUUAAUGCUGAAAAGGUCAAGUUAAGGCAGCGGUGUUUUAACCUAUAUUGUAACUAUGUUAUGUUUGAAUAAAUAAAUUAUUCAAAAACAA